GAGCUCUUCCGAGAGCACUCAUGUGCUGUUUGUUUACUUUUUGAUCUCUGUUGAUAGCAGAUUAGAAAUGGAUUGAUGACCAAAACUCAUUGACAGUCAAAAUGGCUAUAGUUUUGACGUUGAUAGUGUCAUCUGUCAUUUUGUUUUCUAUAUACUUCUUGGCUACUAAGUUUUCAGAAUGGUUUUUGUGGACAUCAAAAAGAAACAAAAUGAUAGAAAGUUUUCCAGGAAGACCGGCUCAUUUGAUUUGGGGAAAUCUCAAAGAAUAUCCAGGUCCAAACGAGGCAGGUUUGCAAUGGGCUCGAGAAUGGGUGGCAGAAUUUCCAUGGGCAUCUAGAUUUUGGCUUGGACCUUUUAUUCCACUCAUUUGUGUAUAUCAUCCUGAUACAACAAAAUUAGUUUUAAAGUCCUCAGAGCCAAAGUCCCGUAAUGCUUACCGCCUGAUAGAGCCAUGGAUUGGGACAGGAUUAUUGGUAGCUAAUGGAGGUAAAUGGAAGAGGAAUCGUCGUCUGCUAACUCCAGCUUUCCACUUUGAUGUUCUCAAAUCUUACCAAUUAAUAAUGAACAAGACAUCAGAUAUUUUGCUGACUAAACUUGAGAAGUAUGCCGAAACUGGUGAGAUAUUUGAGGUGUUUUCUAACAUUAGUAUGUUUACAUUAGAUACCAUGCUUCAGUCAGCUUUUGCUUAUGAAAUUGAUUGUCAAACCACAGGGGAACACGAUCCUUACGUUGUAGCUGUACAUGAACUUGUAGAACUGGUCACAGAAAGAUUUCUGAAACCAUGGCUUCACAAUGACCUUAUAUAUCUGUUGACCCCAGAUGGUAGAAAGUUUAAGAAACAUUGUGACUUUGUACAUAAAGUGGCAGAGGAUAUAAUAUCAAAAAGGAGAAAAGCUAUAAAAAAAGAAGCUAAAGGUUAUUCUCAGAAGAAGAGCUUAGAUUUUUUGGACAUACUUUUAUCAGCUAGAGAUGAAAAUAAUCAAGGAUUAACAGAUUUAGAAAUCAGAAAUGAAGCUGAUACAUUUCUGUUUGAAGGACAUGAUACAACAGCUAGUGCCCUGUCCUGGGCCUUGUAUUCCCUGGCUGAACAUCCAGAGAUUCAGAAGAAAUUACAGGCUGAAGUAGAUGAGGUUCUACAGGGAAGGGAUACAGAUGAAAUUCUCUGGGAUGACUUACCAAAGCUGCAGUACACUACUAUGUGUUUAAAGGAGGCAAUGAGGUUGCACACCCCUGUACCCUUUAUCCAGAGAGAACUAACAGAGCCAAUGGAGUUAGAUGGACAUGAAGCACCUGCAGGGACACAAAUCAGUAUUAUGUUAUAUAACUGUCAUCAUAAUCCACUCGUCUGGCCAAAUUCUAUGGACUAUAUACCAGAAAGAUUUUCUCCAGAAAAUGUAGAGAAGAGAGAUGCAUAUGCUUUUGUACCAUUCUCAGCAGGUCCAAGAAACUGUAUUGGACAACAGUUUGCUCUACAUGAGAUGAAAACAGUGCUUGCCAAAAUAUUUAGAAGAUACUCAUUGAAAUUAGACCCUACUCACAAGGUGGAGAAAUAUGAAACAUUGGUUAUGAGGUCACAGACUGGUAUAAAGAUGAAGGCAUUUAGAAGAUAAUUACCAUUCAAAUCAAAUAUUAAUGUCAUUGAACAACUUCCUACCUCCUUUUUAAAGAGGUUGCAUCAUCAACUCUAACAUAAUUGAAUUGAUGAAAGUGUUUAAUGACUAUAUUUUUAUACUGUUAAUUGUGUUUUUUAUCAAUAAUUUAAUUAAUAAGCCAUAAUAUGUUUUUUAUUUUAUUAUUGUUUUGAUGAGAAGUGGAAUCAUGUGUGAUUGUGAGAAGAGAAAUUAAUAUUUUUUAUGUUCUCAUUCAUUCCUCAACAGAACAUAAAGUAUUAAAUCCUUAAACCACAACACUUAAGCUAGUAGUAAAAAACAAAAACACCAUACCAUUAUGGGAUCAGCUCGCCAGGUGUGCAGCAAACUUUAUUAGAUUUAUUAAACAAGAAAAGUCUGUCACAUGACAUCUGCACUGGCCGCUGCCAUGUUGAAAAAUCUACAAAUACAAAACAGAAACAGUCAGUAUACAAAUAAAUGAAAACAAAAAUAUAUAUUCACCAUACAAAUAUUUAUGGGUGGGAGAUUGGGUUAGCUGCACUGACAACUGAGCAAUGAUUAUGAAGUGUAGUUUGAUAAACAAAGAAACUAGUAUUCCCACUUUUGAAUUUUGUUAAUUUAACAUUAGUUACAGGUCCAUUUCCGACCAACGAUAAAAAAACUAAUAUACACAUGAAUGGUCACUAGAAUAAGGUAACCUAUGCACAAGUUUUAUACAAUGGGGAAUAAAUACAUUUGUACGAUGUGAAUGUAUAUGCACAUUUUGUCAAUAAUUAAAAUGUCUAUAUUUUUGUUGCAUUAUUAUUUAAAUAUUAUUCUGUUUUCAAUUAAAAAAAAGGUUUUGUUUAUUUUGGAUAAUAUUAUAAUAUAAUCAAAUAAUAUCCAAAUUGAUAUUUUAGAUUUUAUUUUUAUAAUAUGAGGCAAGUGCUACCUGUGCUGGAUGAAGUUCCUUAUUAUUUUUGUGAUACUUUUUGUAAUCAGAUAAAUACAAAUUAGCAGGAAGUUGUAUGCUUUACAACAUGGCAGCCUCCAUAAACAGCAUGAAUGGGCAAAUGCAACUGUUCCAAAUUUCAUGGAUUCAUUAGUAUAUUGAUUUUUUUUUAUUGAUUUUCUUACUGUUAUGAGAACUACCUCUGGAAAUUUCUCCUCUAUACAACAUAUCCAUGGUAAGGGGUCUUUUUAUAGAAUUAAUCUGAAAUGCGCUUUAAAAGGUUUCCAGUUAGCACUACCCCCCCCCCCCCCCAAAAAAAAAAUGUCUGAAAACACAAAUUACCAUAUGCUGUUUCAUAAUUGAUGUACUAUGGUAUAAGGGUAUCCCACUCGUAAUACAUUCAUCUAAACUGUAAUAUGAAUAUGAGAUAAAGCUUAUUAUUUUGAUAAAUAUAUAUUUUGUCAUGUGGUUUGAAAUCUUAUAAAUUUUGUACCAAAUUCUUUAGAAAUUUUUGUACCAUAGAUAUGUUUAAAGCAAGUUAACUUCAAAAUUUAACCUUGAUUACUACAUAUGUAUGUACACUUUAUUGUUUUAAAUUAAUGCUACAGGUAUGCAGAGGAAAUUGUUUGAUUAAUAUAUGAAAUAAAUUUACAUUUGUUUGUU
This is a messenger RNA of Mytilus californianus (California mussel), 3204 nucleotides long. RefSeq names its product ultra-long-chain fatty acid omega-hydroxylase-like. NCBI's taxonomy places the organism in Eukaryota, Metazoa, Mollusca, Bivalvia, Mytilida, Mytilidae. The transcript is spliced from 12 exons. Gene Ontology annotation, molecular function: iron ion binding; monooxygenase activity; oxidoreductase activity, acting on paired donors, with incorporation or reduction of molecular oxygen. The record is from RefSeq and is a predicted model, not a curated record. Bases 102 to 1610 code for a protein of 502 amino acids.